GGAAAACACUCAUAAUCUUGGCGCCUCGAACACUUUGUAGUUUGUAUCGUUUCGAAGGGCUUCUCCCAAUUUCCCCAAACCGCGCUCCUCUUCAGUCCUCACACGGUACACAAUGAACCCUAGACCCAUCGUCAAGCUUUCUCACUUCCUUAAUUCUGGGAACAAGCUCUUCCAGCGUGGCAUUUCUACUGCCAGACAAAGUUAUGGCGCUGAAGGAGGGAGAAAUUCUGGGCGUAUAUUUGCAGACUAUGCAAUUUUUAAAGGCAAAGCAGCACUUUCUGUUGCCCCUGUUCUUCCUAGUUUUAGUAAAACGGAUUCUGGUUAUACAAAAGUAGAUCGGCGAGGUGUGAUUAUGCUGACAUUCCGGCCUGCUAUUGGUGAGCGCAAAUAUGAUUCAGAAAAGAAACAGUUGUUUGCAUUGUCAGUGACAGAAGUUGGAUCAUUCAUAAGUUUAGGUCCAGGAGAUUCUUGUGAAUUCUUCCAUGAUCCAUUAAUGCAAUCAAGGGAUGCAGGUCAAGUGAGGAAAAGCUUAUCAAUUAAGCCACACACGGAUGGUUAUUUCAUUUCUCUAACUGUAGCAAACAAUAUCUUGAAAACUAACGAACGAUUAACAGUUCCUGUAAGUACAGCUGAGUUUGCAGUUAUGCGUGCGGCUUUCAGUUUUGCUUUGCCACAUAUCAUGGGAUGGGCGCAUAGCACCAACCAGGUCUUGGAUGAUAAUAAUGUUGGCAGAGAUUCUUUGAAGGUGCAUCCACAAGCAUCAUCAUCAUCAUCAGAAUGGGAUAGGUGAAGUUAUGCUAUGUAUGUGGGUACAACUGUUAAAUAUAAGACUAGAAUAUUCUGUUUCUUCAGUAUCAACUAUCAACUAUCAACUAUCUAUGGUAUGAGUUAUGACCUAGACUAGAGAAGGGUCAUCCUACAUUUAUUAUGUGGUUCCUUGAAUUGUUAAUCUUCACUAUUAGGAUGAUUGGCAUUUCUUCUUGUCUUUA
Molecule: messenger RNA, 989 nt
Organism: Lactuca sativa (garden lettuce)
Lineage: Eukaryota; Viridiplantae; Streptophyta; Magnoliopsida; Asterales; Asteraceae
Gene: ATWHY2
Product: WHIRLY 2
Biological process (GO): defense response; regulation of DNA-templated transcription
Molecular function (GO): single-stranded DNA binding
Source: RefSeq, a predicted model, not a curated record